GGAAGUCAAGGCGAAGUCUCGUCCGUGAGUGCGUGUGCGCGCGCUCGUGCUCGUGCUGGUCGCUACCGAUGUCCUGUACUGCUGUUAUAUCGCAAGUUAAGUAAGAGAAGUAGUCUGUAUAUAAUCUCAUGUUAUAAUCUUGUGUAAUUACUGGAUUACGACAUCGUGUUCAAAUGAAUUUGGCCUGUCAUCGCUUUACGUGUUUCAGAUACUAGAUGAUCGACAAUGAGCGCAGGAGCAUGCCCUGGACACCAGAUGACACUUCCAGGCUGAGCCUCUUUUAAAGAGGAAAUGUAAACCAUCUUUUCCUGAAUAAUUCUGAUAUUCAAGAACCCAAAUCAAAAAUUGCGUCCAAACCAAGAAAAGAACUCCAGUAUCAUCUCAGUAAAACAUGUAUUUCAGUAUGCUUCACACUAACAAAAGCCUAAGGCCUCCAAACUCAAGAGAGCAUAUGACGGAAAUGCGUAGAAAUAUAGUACUGGAACAGCAGGGGUCACGAGAGAGGAAGACAGAGAAAACAAAACAUAUGGAAAAGACAAUGCAAGUAGAAGAGACCGAACCUGGUGUUAUCGUGGAACAGGGAGAUGAGUUAGGAUGCGGGGAUGAGUUAGCACAGGGAAUUGAUUUAGAUUUUGUCGAGGGUUUAGAAGAAGGUGAGACAUUUCAGACAUUUAAGGCUGAGGAAGAGUCAAUAGACCUUCUCUCUGAUUCAUGCAGUAAGAGAGAUGUGGACGAUAAUAUAGAGACAGAACAGAUUGAAGUAGAGGACACUGGAACGAUAGCAUGGAGACUGACUAAAAAUGGUGUAUCAACAUCACAUAAAAGGUCUAAUGAUGUUCAGUUGGCUUCUAAUGCAGUUUAUGGAUGCACUGCGUGCACAGACAGAUUCCUGUAUGAUGAAAUUUGCAUAAAUAAAACUUUCAUUGAAGCAUUUUUCCCAAAUGGUACAUUUCCAGGCAGAAUGUUUUCCAGUGAAGAAGACAUAGAUGGGAUGUUCCCUGAUAUCUGUGAUGCUGGUGAGGCGUUAGCAGACAAAGAUGGACUUUCCGAGUGUGACCUUUUUGAACAAACAGAACCUUUCCAAAUAACAGAAACAGAGGAGAGCGCCAAUGGAGAUGUUAUGAUGCUUACUUUGGAGGAGGGAUUGAACGGCUCUGAUUUGUCUUCAACUUCCAUUGAGGAAGAGGAUGAUGAAAUACAGUUAGAAAAAGAGCAAAUGGAUGAUAAAGGAAACCAUUAUUUAUCAGAUGACAGUGCAUCUCAGGAUCCUUCAGCUGCUAUUGACUCUCCUGACUGUCCUUCAUCAAAGAGUGAAGGUGAAACUCUCCUUGAGUCCGAUCUGACUUCUUUUUCAAAUUCUUCUUCUUCCUCUCAGCCAUUUGGCUCUGAGAUGGUCUCAGAUGAUGAUGUAGCAGAUGCAAAUCACAACUACUGUAGCAAAUAUGUGGUUAAGCAUGAUGAUGCCAUACCUUCCACCUUAAAUCUUGAUGCCAUCAACGCUCUUUCACUCAUUCAGCAGCAACCUGAAAGCCAAGGCCGAAGUUUACAACAAAAUCAAGAAGAAGAGAGUGUUGGGGAAGAACAAGAAGAAGGAGUUGCAAGUGACCACUUGAGUAGAUCUGAGGGAAAAGAACUCACAGUAGAUCAUGUGUAUGAAGAAACAGAGCCAAAAAUCCAAGCUAAAGACUUCCUUCAGAACAGGAAGUACUUGAUGACUCGCUCUAUAUCUGUGGAAACCCCCAGGAAGAGAGUUGACCUAAUGAGUAGCCCUGAAACAGGAAAUAGGCGGCUUAUGCUACACCCAGGCUCCUUCUAUACAGAUCAGUGUUCAAUCGGAGAUAGUAGACCUGCACUGACAGGCUCAUUAGGAUGUCUUUCACAAGGCACCUCAAAAUUAGUUAAUGCCACACGAGUCGAUAUACCACCCCCUUUUGAACUUGCAUCCAUCACAAAACGACCAAUCAGAAAAAGCUCUCCAUCCCUCACGAACGAAGUCUCCGCUUCUUGCAAGAAGCCUGAUUUUGGGUUCAAGCGAUACCUUCUGCCAUUACGAUUCCUUAGGAAAUCAGAUCGUAAAAGUGUGAUGGAUAAUCGCUCAAUCUCCUCCAGGUCCUCGUCUGAGUCAAGUCCGCAAGGUUCAUGCAAACGCUUGGACUUUAUCAGGCAUAACAUUGGCAGCCCUGAUUUGCAGAGCACUCUAGAUUGCAAUCCAUCUACGUCACCUUCUUCCUUUGUCUUUCAAAAGAAUAGACAAAAACAGGGACUAAACUUCACCCUUAAUAAUGAUUUGGCUUCAAGCACCAUUUCUAUGGAACUAGGCUCCCUCUUUGAGCCCCAUCCCCUUUCCAAACCUCGAUCUUUUUCCUCUCCCAAUACAGACUCUUCAGAUUAUGAGAAUGUUGAAAAUGCUGUGUCUCACUAUGAGAAUGUGCAAAUUCGCCUCCUGAAUCCAGUCAUUCAGAGUCAACGAAAUCAGAGUUCAACGAGUGAUACUGAUGGUUAUGUGGAUAUGAGCAGUCUGCCAGGCUUCCAGGGCAGAAGUCAGCCAUCUGAGCAAGAAACAGAUAGCCUCUACACUUUCUGUUCUCCUAAUGUGAGACAAGAUGGAACAGUAGGUGUGUCUGUGGGUGUGGCUUGUACACAAGAGAAAAAGACCAAGGCAUCUGACAAACUGACUGUCAACUGUUCCAGGGCUUUCUAUAGUGCCAAAGAGCUUCUGGAUAGUGAGGCCCAGCAUGUUAAGACUUUACAACUUCUCUGUGAGUCAGUUGAAGCAGAUGAGAGGAUAAUGACAGUGUGGACAGAGCUACCUGAUAUUUAUACUCUCCACCAAAGCAUCCACACAUUACUGGAGACUCGCCUUAAAGAAUGGGAUCAGAAUGAAAGCAUUGCUGAAAUCAUCCUGGCAAAGAAGAACGAGUUUUCCAUUUUCUCUUCUUACAUCAGUCAUUAUGAUGAAAAAUUGAAUUAUCUGGAACACAUACAAAGCACACUACCAGAUGCAGUGACCCUAAAAAAGCAGUUGCUGCAGGUCAUUGUGCGUAUCCUGCAGUACCGUAUGCUGCUAACAGAUUACCUGAACAACCUCUCACCAGACUCCAGAGAGUUUGAAAAAACACAAGAUGCUUUGGUUGUGGUCUCAGAUAUUGUGCAUCAUGUUAAUGACAGCCUUAAGAAUGGAGCGGAUCUCCUGCGUUUGGUCCAUAUUGAACACAGUGUUCUGGGUCUGACAGAUCUCCUACAGCCUGGAAGAGUGUUUGUGAAAGAGGGCACCUUGAUGAAAGUCAGCAGAAAGUGCAAGCAGCCACGUCACCUUUUCUUGAUGAAUGACACAAUGCUGUACACAUAUCCUCAGCAAGAUGGCAAAUACAGACUCAUCAACAGAUUACCUUUGGCAGGGAUGGAGGUCAGCAAGCCACCUAUAGAGAAUGGUCAGACUGCACUGAAGAUAGACGUUAAAGAUAUAAGCAUCACUUUGUCUGCCAACUCGUGCAUCGAACGAGAUGGCUGGUUUGUUACACUGAAUCGGACAUUAGUGAAUCUUGGCCCCAUAUCAGGAGACCCAGUGGACUGUUUUGGGUUAGUGGACGGUCCAGAGAUAUGUCUGGGCGAGAACGCUCCUCCUCUUCUGUCUGUUUCCCAGGUGACAGUUUGCAUGAACUGUCACUCACAUUUCAGUCUUACAAACAGACGCCAUCACUGCCAUGCCUGCGGCAAGGUUGUUUGCAGAGAUUGUUGCAGGAACAAAUCCCCCCUCAAAUACAUGAAGAACAGACGUGCCAAAGUGUGUGAUCAUUGUUACAGUGAGCUUCGUAAGCAUGAUGCUGCCACACUAACAGAGAGCUGCAGUCGACCUCUCUCUUCUGUCUUCCAAAACAUUCAUCCAUCAAGUCUAUGGAAGAGCCGCAAAGGCCAACUGUCGUUCAACCAGGAAACAGUGUCCGAGGGGGUGAUGAGUGGAACGCUGCAGAGGUGCAGGAACAGCAAGAGAAGUUGGAGAAGCCUGUGGUUCCUCCUAAAAGAUAAAGUUCUCUACACAUACCCACAGCCUGAGGAGAGGGUUGCAUGCGAGACCCUCCCUCUGAUGGGUUUCUCUGUAAGGUCAGAGGUUGAAGGGGAGAGCAGCAUGUUUCAGCUGUACAACAACAGCACUCUCUUCUAUACUUUCAGAGCCCAGGACAGUCACGUUGCACAAAGGUGGGUCAAUGCCAUGGAAGAGGCUACAGUCCUGUAGCAUCAGCUGUCCUGCUUUUGUCUUCUCAUAUGAGCAAUUAAAUCUGUUAUUGAUCAUUCAAGAGCAAAGCAUUUUCACAUCACAUUCAAAAAUCACUACUCUGUGUUACUGGGAGUGUAAUCAACCAUCCCUACGCUAAUGUGACGCAACAGGCAUAUUUUUGGAAUACCAAGGGAACAAAAUGCUCACACUCAGACAUUUAUUUUGUGCCAAAUACUUCUUCUAAAGACACACUUUUAAAGGCACACUGUAGCAAGCACUUCCAGCGUGAGAUGUUGCUUUACUUAACCAUUAUACAAUGCGAUAAUAUAUUAUGCAAUACCCCAGAGCACUAAAAUAUAUUAGUAAUAUAUAUAUAUAUAUAUAUAUAUAUAUAUGUAUACUGCUGUCAGUCAUUUGGACAGUGACUUCUACAAACUAAUUUUAGAUUGAGGAUUUAGCAACUGAGCUGGUAUUCUCGUUGCACUUGAUGAUGUAAUGUUAAAUUUACUUAUCUUUUGUCCAAAAUGCCAAUCUGUUCACUUGCCAUGUUAUAUUUACAAUACGAGGGCUUAAUGCAUAUUAAAGAUGAAAGUGUAAGAAGUUUGUCAGAAGGAUUAAUUGUCACUAUAUUAUUGGGGUAAACUUCAAUUGAUUGUAGUGUCAUUGUGUUCAUUUUGGGUUUUCAAACCUCAUUAGUGCCUCAACUUCCUUUUUCAUCCUCCAUUGUGUGUUGCUUCUCUAAUGUGGUUAUGCAUAUGAUACCUGCAGAGUUGACCACUGUUGAAAUAACACCAUAACAAUAUGGUAGUCAGAGCUUUGUAUAAUGGUUCCCUAUAAGGUUAAUUUCAAUUCAGUUCUACGCUAUGUGUAUUUCAUGAGGCAAAUGCAGUUUAGGAUUAGAUAGAGAAACUUUAGGAUAAACCAAGUUUAUAAUUAUCUCUGUAACUCUUCUGAACCCCUAAGUGCUGUUUAAGUUUUAUUUUCAUUGACAGCCAGGUUGAGUCCACUGAGAGUGAAUUUUAGAAAUGCGAUUCAGUAAUUAAGUAUCUUCAACUCGGUAAUUAAAGAGUGUAUUACAGAUUGAGACUGUGUGUGAGAGGGAAUUGAAGAAAAGGGGAGGGCUGGCAUUGCCCUGCUUCCUCAUCCCCAGGAGACAAUGUGACCCAGAACAGAGUGAGAGAGCACGGAUAAGAGUUUGUUUUCUGGAGUACCUGAAAGUUACGGACACCUUGUCCCAAAUAAGAGACAUAUUCAUCAUUAUAACUCCCUUUAUCCCUUUCUCUUCAUUUGCUUUACAUCAUCCAUUCUACCUCCCCAUUUUUCUCUUCAUAUAUACAUAUCUAUAUAUAUUUGUGUGUGUGUGUCUGAAUAAAUAUGAUCCAAAUUAACCAGGUUUAUGUAGAAAAAAUGCUAGGCUGUAAUCAAGUUCAUUACUGAGCUGACGAUAUGCAGUAUAGGCCUACACCCACAUGGAUCUUCUAUCAAGUUAUUAAUAAUCUUUCUUGUUAGAUAACAUACAUUUGCAUAUUGA
Carassius auratus (goldfish) is the source of this 5747-nucleotide messenger RNA. RefSeq names its product FYVE, RhoGEF and PH domain-containing protein 5-like. The record is from RefSeq and is a predicted model, not a curated record. Gene Ontology annotation, cellular component: cytoplasm. NCBI's taxonomy places the organism in Eukaryota, Metazoa, Chordata, Actinopteri, Cypriniformes, Cyprinidae. The transcript has 21 exons. Bases 392 to 4234 code for a protein of 1280 amino acids. Gene Ontology annotation, molecular function: metal ion binding; guanyl-nucleotide exchange factor activity.